This is a messenger RNA of Chenopodium quinoa (quinoa), 1292 nucleotides long. RefSeq names its product dehydration-responsive element-binding protein 1A-like. Bases 166 to 843 code for a protein of 225 amino acids. The transcript has a single exon. Gene Ontology annotation, biological process: regulation of DNA-templated transcription. Gene Ontology annotation, molecular function: DNA binding; DNA-binding transcription factor activity. NCBI's taxonomy places the organism in Eukaryota, Viridiplantae, Streptophyta, Magnoliopsida, Caryophyllales, Amaranthaceae. The record is from RefSeq and is a predicted model, not a curated record.
UGUUAAUCCUAAGUUUCCUGAUAUAAAGACAUAACACAUGUUGUAACUAAUUAACCACUCAAAAAACAUCUGUAACAUUGUCCUUUUCAUUAAGUAGCAUACAAAAAGUUAUUAAGCUCAAAACAAGCAGUCAAAAGUUGUACGAAAUACUUGGUUAGAGACAGUAUGGAUGGAGGAAAUAGGCAAUGGAUUGACCCAAACGCUCAGAGGGGUUCUCACUCUGAUGACGAGAUGGUGUUGGCGUCGAGUUGCCCGAAGAAGAAGGCAGGGAGGAAGAAGUUUAAGGAGACGAGGCACCCUGUAUACAGGGGUGUGAGGCAGAGGAAUGGAAAUAGGUGGGUUUGUGAGGUGCGACCCCCUAAUAACAAGUCUCGGAUAUGGCUUGGCACGUAUCCUACUGCUGAGAUGGCUGCACGGGCGCAUGAUGUAGCUGCAUUGGCGCUUAGAGGUAGGACUGCAUGCCUCAACUUUGCGGACUCAGCGUGGAGACUGCGUGUUCCUGCAUCGACAGACACUAGAGAUAUUCAGAAGGCAGCAGCUGAAGCAGCACAAGCAUUCGCAGGGGAGGGUUCAGAAAUAAAUGUGGGGGAGAGUAGCAACAUAAACGAUAAUGUUAUAGAAGCUUAUGCAGGUGACAAUGAGGUAAGGAAUAAUAACUGCGAGGUUUUGCAGGGAAAUGCUGAAUACAUGGAUGACGAGGCACUAUAUGACAUGCCAGGAUUAUUGGUAAACAUGGCUGAAGGACUCUUACUCCCUCCACCUCAUAAUCCAUAUGAAGAAUUUAGCUGGAAUGACACAGAGAGCGACGAUUAUGAAGUGUCGCUGUGGAGUUAUUCCAUUUAGAUAGUGCAGAGAGAGCAUGGGAUUUCCAUGAAGGUAACAGCUAGGAGUGCACAGGCCUUAUUUUUCUACUACUCAUGCCAAAAUAUUUGAACGGCAUGAAUUUUCAAACAAGAUUAUCGUAUAAAAUAUUCUUUUGCUAGAAGUAGAAUGAACUUUUAUGGGGAAGGUGGGGGGUGGGUGGGCACAAUCACUAACAGAACAUUCAGAGUGACUGGGAAACAUACAAGAGAUGUCUGAUGGGAUAGGGAAAUAGAUAGUCAAGAGUGUGUUUUGUUUUGCAAUGGUGGAAUUUGCAUAUGAUGUAUUGCUAUAACCUGCAUGUAACGAUGUAACUAGCUCAAGCAAAUUAAAGCAGCUUGAAGCAACAAGUUAGAGAUUUAAGUAUUGCCGUUUUGAUUAUGAUCUGUAGUUCCACUGAGUCCCUGAAGCAUAAACAAAAUCUGAAGUUU